Messenger RNA from Planococcus citri (citrus mealybug), 3077 nucleotides. RefSeq names its product Protein Osi24 (gene Osi24). Gene Ontology annotation, cellular component: membrane. The transcript is spliced from 6 exons. The record is from RefSeq and is a predicted model, not a curated record. The coding region runs from base 374 to 1783 and encodes 469 amino acids. NCBI's taxonomy places the organism in Eukaryota, Metazoa, Arthropoda, Insecta, Hemiptera, Pseudococcidae.
UGUUCACAGAAGUUCAGUUGUCUGACGAACUCUGCUACCGAUCAUCUUGUAUAGUACUUCGUAUUUCCCCAGUCAUCGGUUUCCGGCUAUCGUGGUUACUCUUUGAGAUUUUGUCUUCGGGAAAGUGUGUCGUUGAACCCGUUUCUGUGUGUUAUAUAUCGUUAAUUAACGUGUUUUUUUAUUAUGUUUUUUUCUUGUUGUUCGGAUUUAUGUGUGCAAAAAUAAAAAUCAACAAAAAUGUCAAUUUUGCACUGAAUUAACCACCGAUAAUAUUGUGCGGCGACUUUAUCGAUCAUGUUUGCGAAUUUAACGCGUCGGUAAUGUUCAAACAACGUAUUUAGAUGAAGACAUCAACUGGUGCCAGCAUUCAACUAUGGCCGUCAUCUUACAUAAAUUGAAGCGUAAUUUAACCAUUGUGUUGACGCUAAUAUGGUGUCUAAGUAUAACCCGUACAGCCGCCAUCGACAUCAGUCAAUCGCCGUGUCCUCAUCAGGCCAUAAUACAGCGUAUAUUUCACACGGUCGCCGAACCAUUGGAAAACGAUAAUUUCGUCUUGACCGAUGGUAUUACCAUUAAAAGAGAUCGAGAUUACGUUAUACUUGAUCGCAAAUCGCAUACAACUGGUAAUUCGUCGUGUGUCGAUUCGUUAUUCGAUGAGUUCACCCGGUAUGCCAAUACUCAUCGAUUGGAUGUCAAUUUAUCUAAAGUUUUUCCAGUCGAAAAAUCCACCGAUACGGGUACCGCGCGAUUUAGUUUCGGUAAAAAUUCAUUUUUAACCGGAUUUGGAUUGGGAUUCCUUGCAUUUGGACUGAAAAAAUUACUAUUACCUAUUUUUAUCGGAGCGCAAAUCGUCAAGUCUAUUUUAAUUGCGAUGUUCUUACCAAGUAUUUUAGGAAGUGUUGGUAAACUAGUCGGUAAAGGUGUAACCACAUUCGCUCAAUCCUCGGGCUCGUCGAAUUUCGCCGGAGCUGGCAGCGACAACAUAAAUGAUUUCGAUUUCAAAGACACAGCUCAGACGACCAACAACAACUACGAUUCGGAGAGCGCCGGUUCCGAUAACGCAUACAAUACAGUAUGGACGUAUCCGUCAGCCAGUGCCAAUAAUAUGUUAAGCAGUAAUAAUAUGCUACAAUACCCAGAUAUGGCUAAUUACCUGCAACAGCAACAGCCAGCAUCCACUAUGGCAGUAGCACCACCGUUUAGUCCAAUCGGAUCGAAUGGAUUAUUUAGCAAUACACAAUAUAACACUGAUUACGAUAUCAGUGGGAAUGUCAAACAACCUGUAAGGACAACGCAGAAACCGAAAGAUUCACCAAACAAAUACUUCUCCGGAAGCUUUUAUACGAAAGAUAAGACUGAAGAUUUCAAAGUAUUCCACAACAUCCCGUCUAGUUCGCACCUGUUAGCUAAUUACGAUCCGUUCUAUAGUCCGCUGUUGUCCAGGAUAGACAGCGUGUUCAAACAGCUCGGCUACACGACCGAAUUAUGUAGAGAACGAUUAGUCUGUAAUAUGUAUAAAAAUCCGGCCAAAUACGCUCCAUUCAGCAAUCUGGUAUCGGCUCAGCUAAGCAGGGAACUGAACGAGCUCAGAAAGCCAUCGUCGGAUAAUCCAGAAAUUCUGAGAUUCUUCAAAUACAUGAAAGCUGCCAAAGACGGCCAAGAUGGUCAAGAGUGCGACGUCAUCUACUCGGAGUGCUCGACAACACGUGCCAAUGGCGAAAAUGCCCCCAUGGUUUCCACAUUCAACGAAAUCAAUAAACUCGUACAAGCCAGAAAAUUAUGAAUUGCUCAAUAGGCUAUAAUAAUACAAAGAGGUAACUGAUUAAUGCAGCGUUUUGAAAGAUCCAAUUUUGAAAUCUCCAGUGUCAUAUGUUUAAUUAUUUUCUUUUUUUUUUUACUUGUAUAUAAAAUUCAAACCGAGUAAAAUAAAACAACUGGAGGACACGCACUAAAUUAUUAAUUCUCCUCUUGUUUUAUUUUCACGUGUUUUUUUUCAUUUUUUUAUUCUUUUUUUUGGUACUAAGCUUUUUAUGUAUUUUCUCGCAUAAUCGAUACGCUUAAUGCUUAGUAUAAGUACGUAUUAAGUUAUAAAUUAAGCAAAUACUUCAUCACGCACGAGUUUUCCGGCUUAAUUCUCGUCAAUAUCGAACAUACGUAGGUACCUAUUUUGUGGAGUUGGAAUUUGAAUUUUUAUGCCCAACAUAACGUUAAUGUGUAGGCUUUAAUACUACGUACAAGUUCCCUCCACCUUGUCACUUCAUCGUCAUCUUGUUUCGAUAGUAGGUAAUUUCGCUACAAUGCGUGAACCAUUUCUUUUCUCUUUCAUCUUUUUCUUUAUUCGAAUGCCCACCACAAUUAUUUUUUAUUUAUUAUAUUUUUUAAAUCUUCGUGACUAACGAACAUAUCUAUACUCUCGAAGCUUUGUCAACACACCACAACACGAAGUUGUAACUAAAAGCAUUCGAUAAUAGUAAAUUUUAUAAUGAGUAGUUUUUUCCUUCGAGGGUUUUUAAAUUUUACGAACAAUCUUUCUCUCGUGUGUGUGGGUGUUUGCUUUUUGUACUAUAGAAAUUUAUUUUUCUAAAGUACAACAAACGUGAAGGUGAAAUAAUAUGGCAAACCUAUAUGCACGAAAAUAAAUUCUUAUAAUGUACAUAGGUACAUUUUGAAUAAUGAUUUCCUACUCGACUUUAGGUAUGUUUGAAAAAAAAACAAACAUUCGAGUAGGUAAAUAUAUUUUGACAACACGAUUUUUUCUGUUCUUUCAUUAUGUUAUACGAACGUAAAACUUUCUUUAUGACUUUCAAAGUUAUUUAGGUAUUUAUUUAUUUAGUUGUAUUUUUAUAUUGUAUGAUUUUGUAUAAAUGUAAAAAAACAAUUAUAUCAAAAAGUUCUUGUUUUGAGUUUUAUAAACUUCUUUAUAAAUAUGAUUUUCUUUAUUUUCUGUUUUUUUUUUUUUUUUUUUUUUUUGUUAUUUAUUUACUUAUUUGAUUAAUUUAUUUAUUUCAUUAUUUGUAACUAUUUAUUUAUUCGUUUAUUUAUUUGCAAGGACAAAAUAAAAAUUGUUUAUUUUUUUG